This is a messenger RNA of Penicillium canariense, 3213 nucleotides long. RefSeq lists its product as uncharacterized. The record is from RefSeq and is a predicted model, not a curated record. The coding region runs from base 1 to 3213 and encodes 1070 amino acids. The transcript is spliced from 5 exons. NCBI's taxonomy places the organism in Eukaryota, Fungi, Ascomycota, Eurotiomycetes, Eurotiales, Aspergillaceae.
AUGGUAACGCGAACGAGUUCGCACCAGUCGGACUCCUCCUCGGAGAGUCCCUCGCUCUCGCGACGCGGCACUCAUGUAUCCACGGCGACGACAGCCCAGGAAAAAACGACCCUCUUGGGCCUGAUCAAGAAGCUAUGGCAAAAGUCGGGUUUGGACCGCGUGACUAUCCUGUUGAUGAUGAAAGGUGGUCUUGCGCCGGCAAUUGCUGUGUCGAUCUACCAAGCGACCGAUGUCGCAGACGAGUAUACGACCCUCGGGUACCUCGUUGCCAUUGUCUCAAUUCUGGGCUUUGCUAUCAUGCCGAGAGCCAAAUUCAUUCAAAUGAUGAUCUUUGACGUCCUGGCAGUUUGUAUCGCAGCCUGCUUCGCCUUGCUCACGAUGUACUCCAGUGUCAAGGCACGCGAGAACACCCGCACCGCGGCCACCAGUCAAUCCUAUAACUCGUCUGCAUCCGCAGUCAGUGGAGUCUGGCUGUUCUUUCAGAUAUGGCUCGUCCAUGCCUUCCGCGCCAAGUAUCCACAGUUCCAAUUCCCGGUGAUCAUUUACGCCAUCUUUGCCAAUAUCUCAUCGGUCUAUGCACCCCAGAUGGUGAACAUGACCGCCGCCAUCAAUCUCGUGGACAAGAUGCUCAGGACGUUUCUCUCGGGACUAGCCAUCUCGACGGCUGUAUCACUGUUUAUUCUUCCUAUGACGUCACGGCAGGCGGUCUUGAAGCAGAUGGCGGGUUAUAUUGGCGGACUUCGCACUGCGUUGGGUGCCCAUGCGGCCUAUUUUGAGUCACUGGAGAGAGAUGACAUGUUUGGCCGGGCGGAAACAUAUGAUGAGGCGCGCGAAAAGUUCGGCGACAAGGGUAAAGUUUACAGUCCCGAAGCAGAGGCAAUUCGGGCGGCGAUUCGGCAGAUCACAGAUCUGCAUGCCAAACUUCACGGCGAUAUAUCCUUUGCGAAAAGAGAAUUUGCGCUCGGCAAACUGGGCCCGGAUGACCUGCAAAUGAUCUUUCGCCACCUGCGGCAGAUUAUGAUUCCUGUGGUCGGGUUGAGCUUUGUUGUUGAUAUCUUCCAGCGAUUAUCGGACUACAACAGGUGGAACGCGCCGAUCGAUCCAAAUGCUGAGCCUAUCCCUGAAGAAGUUCGCCAUCGUGUUGUGCGCGACUGGAAUGACAUAAUGAGGGCGGUACACGAUCCUUUCGCAGAGAUGAUCAAAACCAUUGACGAGGGGCUGCUACAUAUUUCAUAUGCCUUCCGACUGACAAAGCCGCCCAAGAAGACCACAUCUGCCCCAACCACGAAUAAAGAACCCGGAGAAGAGGGGAGGGACAUAGAGGCCUCGGCUGAGGACACUGCACCUGGAGGAAAGGGCUUUGCGGCUCACUUUGAAAAGAAGCUGGGCGAGUUUCGGAGCGCGAAGCGAAUCGCUCUUCAGACCUGGGCUGAAGAGAAAGGCAUCAAUCUGCCGACGGACUUUUUCGAGCACCCCUCCUCCGUUGAGGCCCUGAAGGGGGACUUUUUCUCUGCUUCCGCUUCUCACCAGGAUCGGAGUCGACGGCAGCUAUACCUCUUCCUCUACAUGGAUCAACUCCUUCAUUCGACUGGACGCACGGUGUUGGAUUUCAUUCACAGUGCCGACGGCGUUGUCGCCAAGGGAAAGCUGUCGCGAACUCGACUCAUUAUCCCAGGCUCUAAGCGCAUGUGGAAAUGGGUCAAGGGCUGGCUGAAGGCUGAAGAUACCCACGAAGAUGAUCACCUGGGGGAUGUGCACGCGCAGAACAGCAGCCUGGAACUAGGCGAGGCCUAUAAGCACCGGAAAGACCCUGAACGUCUGCCCCCUGACACAUUAUUCCAGAAAUUCGGAGACAAGGUCCGAGUAAUUCCCUCCUUCUUGCGCUCUUUUGAAUCCUCGUACGGAUUCCGGGUUGCAUGUGCGACCAUGACCAUUGCGGUUGUAGCUCUGCUACAUGAUACCCAGACUUUCUUCACCAAGCAACGACUUGUGUGGGCCAUGAUCAUGGUUAAUUUGAGCAUGUCACCCACUUCUGGACAAAGUAUUUUCAGCUUUGUGCUUCGAAUUGCAGGCACCACCAUUGCCAUGGUGGCAAGUCUUUUGGUCUGGUAUAUACCGGACCAGAAGACUCCGGGUGUGAUUGUCUUCCUCUUCCUCUUUGUGUCAUGCGCUUUCUAUAUCCCCAUCAAGAUGUUCCGUUUCCGUGUCAUUGGGAUCAUUAGCAUCGUCACCACCACCAUGAUUGUUGGAUAUGAGCUCCAGGUCCGCAAGGUGGGCGAAAAGGUCGCCACCUCCAAUGGGCAGCCGUAUUACCCGAUCUACCUGCUCGCGCCAUAUCGACUGGCCACUGUCACCGGAGGUAUCGCGGUUGCUUUCCUCUGGACAUUCUUCCCAUAUCCCAUCUCAGAGCAUUCUGUUCUCCGUCAGAGCCUGGGUGCAUCAUUGUACCUCCUGGCUAACUACUACUCCAUUAUCCAUGAGACCCUUUCUGCUCGCAUGCGUGGUGAUGAAGGGGAUGCGGCCUUCAAAAGCUCUGCGGGCCGAAAGCUGGAGAAGGCGCGACACAAGGUGUUUUCGAAGCAGAUGCUGAUGUUGAAUGGGUUGCGAACCUACUCAGAGUUUCUGAAAUGGGAGGUUCCUAUCGGAGGUCGAUUCCCCAAGAAGCAAUACGACUCGAUCAUUGUCUGCGUCGAGAAUAUCGUGAGUUAUCUCAGUUUACUGGGGUACGCAUCCGACACGUUGAUGCGCCUCGGCGAAGACGAUGAUGAUGAGACGGACUCGGCCUGGAUGCACGACUUCCGUCGGCUCGUGGGCACUGCAAAUGUCACAACCCACGAGGUCACAUCAUUGCUGUGUCUUCUAUCCGCUAGCAUUACCAAUCGCCAACCUCUGCCCCCAUACCUCAAGGCCCCGCGACCGUAUAGCUUUUCCAAGCGCUUGGAAGCCCUUGACAGUGACAUUCUGAGUAUCAAGCACAUCGCCGAGCCGGGCUUUGCGGCAUUCGCUGUGUUGCAGAUUUCCACUCGGUGCAUCGUGGGAGACGUGGAAAGGCUUAUGCGGCACGUGAAAGGCCUGGUCGGGGAGCUGGACUUCUCCUUCCAUGCCGUGAGUACGAUGGACCCGCGAAUUGCAGAAUCGAGAUACACAUCGCGUGCGCCAUCGAGAGUGAGCUUGAACGAGGUCCAGGCAGCCGAUCGUGAGAAGAAGGACUGA